UACAAGUCACUAAUGACAUAUUAAUAGUCAUAAAACAGUAUCUAAUGGUAAAUGAUAUGUUUUCUAUUGCAUUCUUCUCUGUUUGCUUUUCAUCAGACAAAGAGCCAGUUGCAGUGGCAUGGAGUUGUCCUCGACUGAGAGGCCUUCGUCCACAAACGUCACUACAACCCUGUGUCCCAUGGUCACCACUAACGUUUCCAAAAUCACCAGAGAACCCUACUUGAAUCGCCUGGCCCACCUUGAUGAAGGACUCUACAAUGACUUCUACAGUCUAUGGAUUGCACUGUUGGUCAUCAACAGCCUUAUCUUCGUGGUGGGAAUGGUCCUCAACACGCUUGCCCUUUAUGUCUUCUGUUUUCGGACCAAGCCCAAGACCACCUCCGUCAUCUACACCAUCAACCUGGCGAUCACUGACCUUCUGGUCAACCUGUCUUUGCCCACACGCAUCAUACUGUACUACAGUGGUGGAAAAUGCAUCAACUGCUCUUAUGUGCACAUCUUCAGUUACUUUGUCAAUAUGUACUGUAGCAUCCUCUUCCUCACCAGUAUCUGUGUGGACCGAUACCUGGCCAUCGUACAGGUGGAGGCCUCGCGGAAAUGGCGCAGCCCCAGCGUGGCGAAGGUGGUCUGCGUCUGCAUCUGGCUGUUCGCUGUGGUGGUCACCUACUCUUUCCUGACCUGCUGUCUGACGUGCCUCUUCGCCCUGACCGUGUUCGAGUUCUUCCUGCCACUGGUGAUCAUUGCGGUCUUCACAGUGCGGAUCGUGUGCGCGCUGGCCAGUCCUGGCCUGAUGCAGCAGAGUCGUGAGCGGAGGCGGCGGGCGGUGCAGCUGCUCACCAGCGUGCUCAUCAUCUUCACUCUCUGCUUCACCCCCUUCCACAUGCGGCAGGUGCUGCUCUACUUUAACCCUGAGAUGCCGCACCAUACCGUGGCGUACCACGUCACCGUAACCCUAAGCAGCCUCAACAGCUGUCUGGACCCUGUGGUGUACUGCUUUGUUACCAACAACUUCCAAUCCACCAUGAAGGGCUUCUUCCGCAAGGCAAAGGCUGAGCAGACCAGUGGGGACAUUGUCAGCAUGCAAAAGAGCUCCAAGGGAACAGUGACUGCCAUUGCUCACAGCAUGAUGCUGAUGAACUUGGCAACAGCCCAGGAAGAGCAGGUCCCUGCAUAAAGUUAUUAUUGUUUAUUAUACAUGUACAUUGGAGGAUUGAUCUAAUGUUGACAUGUACAUUUUGGAAGGUUCAAGACACCACAUUGAACAUGGAGGGAUUUUGGGGCUGUUUGCAGUAUAUAGGCCUAUGUUGUUAGUUCAUUGUUUUGAGAAAAAUAAUGAGUGCAUAAGUGCAACAACCCAGUGUUUGUGACCAUUUAAUCUAAUGUUUGCUUGAGACCAUACAGAGAACAACUAAUCAUUGAAUCUCCAUGAUGAUCUGGGUGUAUCUAUGUACACUUGACAUUUCCAAAUGUAAAGGCCCCAUAGUGAUGAUCCAAAAAUGAACAUCCAUGUGUGUUGGCACAGAGUGUUUGAUACAGGUAGGCUAACCAAAAUGGGGGACAGUGAAUUAUUCA
Alosa alosa (allis shad) is the source of this 1572-nucleotide messenger RNA. It is a transcript of the gene gpr20, whose product is annotated as G protein-coupled receptor 20. Gene Ontology annotation, molecular function: G protein-coupled receptor activity. Lineage: Eukaryota; Metazoa; Chordata; Actinopteri; Clupeiformes; Clupeidae. Gene Ontology annotation, biological process: phospholipase C-activating G protein-coupled receptor signaling pathway; positive regulation of Rho protein signal transduction. Gene Ontology annotation, cellular component: membrane. The record is from RefSeq and is a predicted model, not a curated record. The coding region runs from base 119 to 1174 and encodes 351 amino acids. The transcript has a single exon.